Messenger RNA from Phymastichus coffea, 672 nucleotides. RefSeq lists its product as uncharacterized. The coding region runs from base 1 to 672 and encodes 223 amino acids. NCBI's taxonomy places the organism in Eukaryota, Metazoa, Arthropoda, Insecta, Hymenoptera, Eulophidae. The transcript has 2 exons. The record is from RefSeq and is a predicted model, not a curated record.
AUGAGGUGGAACAACAUCAUUUCGAUUGUUCUUGCACUUGUGCUGGCUUCGUCGAGGACCAGCUUCGCCGAGCAACUUCAACAACGGCAGGAAAAUGAAAAUAAAGGAAGCAUUAUCGAUUGCCUUUUCGAAACUAACGCAGUGACGUGUGCGAAUAAAAAGAUGGCUAAGGAGAUUGACCGAAUUGAGUUUGAGGUAACUGGAAGGACCAGUGAGAUGCCCAUUAGCAAGGUCAUCGAAGAAAGUGGAAGUUUGAUUGCUGAUGAUUUGCAAGCUGUUUUUGGUCCCGAGGAGGAUGAUAGUACUGUCUCCGAGGAAACUGGUGUUGAAGAAGCUCGGAAGAAGAAAUUCGGCAAAAAGAAGAAGAAGCACCUACACAAACUGAUGAUGAUCGGUAUGCUGGUUAAAUCCAAGAUCGGUCUUCUCCUGCAGCUGCUCUCAACGCACUUUCAAGUGAAAUUCUUCGUAAUCGCAAUCCUUGGCUUGAUGAUCAACGCGGCACGUUUCUGGCUGGAUCUCAAGAAAAGCUUCAAGCCAUCCAAGGUCAUCUACUACGAGCACGCUCAGCAUCAGCAUCAUUACGACCACGACGAUGAUCAUGGCAUUUGGGGCAGGUCUUCCGACGAGGCACCCCAAGAACUCGCUUACAACGCCUACACACCUGAUCACUGA